Molecule: messenger RNA, 1218 nt
Organism: Aureobasidium melanogenum CBS 110374
Lineage: Eukaryota; Fungi; Ascomycota; Dothideomycetes; Dothideales; Saccotheciaceae
Exons: 3
Coding region: 1-1218 (405 amino acids)
Source: RefSeq, a predicted model, not a curated record
AUGACGACUGACCACGCAGAACAUGGGUCGAGAGGCUCUACAGGCGUCAUUGUGGCUAUUGUCUCAACUUCUAUCGCUUUUGUUGUACUCACCUUGAGAAUGUUCACGAGAGGUUUAAUUGUACGCAACAUUGGAGCCGAGGACUAUGUUGUGCUCGUUGCUUUUGCACUAUCUGUCGCCCUCACAGCUCUCAUCUGUGUCGAAGUGCAGCACGGGCAAGGUCGACAUUAUUCAACUGUGUCACCACAAGAAUUGAGAGAACUAAACAAGGCAUUCUGGGCCAGUGUCCCUGUUUACCAAGCCAGCUUGUGCUUGACCAAGAUCUCCAUUCUGCUUCAGUAUCGACGUGUCUUCGUCGGCUCUGGUAUUCAGCGCGUCAUCACUGGUUCUAUUGGUGUCAUCAUUGUCUAUGGAUUGUGGUCUGUAUUCAGCACGGCAUUCAUGUGUACACCAGUGGCCUACUUCUGGGAUCGCAGCAUCGGCGGCCAUUGUCUAAGCCGUCUGGGGGUGUGGUUCGCCAAUGCGUCCAUCAAUAUCAUUACCGAUGUAGUGAUAUGCUUGAUGCCCGUUCCUGUUCUUAACCGGCUCAAGCUUCCACGCAAGCAGAGAUAUGCACUCAUUGCUGUGUUCUGCUUGGGACUCUUUGUCUGCUUGACAUCUAUCCUUCGAUUAAAAGCACUCUACGACAUCUCCGUCUCCACCGACAUCACCUGGGACAAUACUCCUGCAGCAUACUGGUCCUCAUUGGAAUGUAACUUUUCUAUCGUUGCUGCCUGCCUACCUAUGCUUCGCAAAACGAUUACACGCUUCUUCCCUCGCAUCUUUUCCUCCAGCUCAAAUCCGGACUCCAACCACCGAUACCUUCCUUCUCGCAAAACAAAGUCGCGUACAAACAACGACACAAGUGGCUUCGCCAAGUUCGCCAUUACAUCACACGCUGCCAAAGCAGACUGGGUACAAGGUCUAGAAACCCAGAAUGGCACAGCCCGAGGACUAUCACACAAGAUCGAGAUGGACACCAUCAAGAACAAGACGCGACUCAGCGAUGAGAGCGAAAACGGCAUGACGCUUAUAGAUGACGAGCCCGAGGACGGACGCAUCAGAGUCAUGACUACCAUCGUCACACACGAGUUAACUCCCACGGAGUCCGAGAUAGACAUGUCGGUGGUGGACCCAAGUUCAUCUGCUUCAAGUCCCAAGGAGAGACAUCUCGUAUGA